AUGGAUGAUUUUAUAAAUGAUGAAAUAAAUUCAACUGAUGAAAAUGAGCCUGUUUUACUUGAAGUUAACGAUUUAAUAAAAGCAAAAUGGAGGAAGGACAAAAGUAACAAAAAUACAUAUUUGAAUUCUUCGAGUGUGUAUUAUUACAGACCCCAAUUGACAGUACAUAAUCCUGUUGAUGAUUUAGGUGACUACAAUGAUGGUGAAAGAGAUGAUGAGUGCUUACUUUCCCAUGAUAAAAUUUCAAAUAAUAUAAAUAAAGAGCGUUAUAAUAAAAAAUCGUUCAUAAAUUAUUUCAAAUUAAUGUUUUUACGAUCAAAAUUAACAAAUUAUUAUGAACAAGGAAUUAAUAAAAUGAAAAAUCUUUUUACUAAUGAAAAAAAAAAAGAAAAUGAUUUUUUUGGUUACACAGAUAAUUUUCCAUCGGAAUAUUUGAAUAUAUUAGCAACCCGUUUAUAUUAUUCAAAAAUUACGAAAUAUUUAUAUUUUUUUGUUAUUAUAUUAAAUAUUUAUAUCCUUAUAACUACUAUUUUUACUCAAAUGAUGAGUAAAUUUGUUGUGAUUUCAGAAAUUUUUGUGAUAAUCAUGUUAUUAAUAGAAGUCUUAUUGCGACUAACAACACAGGGAAGACGCUAUUUUUACCAUUUUGAUGGUUUGUUUGAUGUAUUAAUAACAAUUAUGUGUUUCCUUUUAUUGAUAAGUAGUGGAGAUUUAAAAGUAUUUUAUGCAGACAAUACUGCUAAAACAAAAAAAAAUGAGAUUGAAGAAAUUAUUUCUCAAAGUUUAACAAUUUUACGGUUUUCACUUCAAUUCUUUCGAACUAUAACCCUUUUUAUGCAUUGCAAAAGGACUGAGGAGCCCGUUGAAAAAAUAGAUUUUUCAUUACUAAAUUUGCCCAAUGAUGAUGCAUAA
Plasmodium vinckei vinckei is the source of this 912-nucleotide messenger RNA. RefSeq names its product conserved Plasmodium protein, unknown function. The record is from RefSeq and is a predicted model, not a curated record. NCBI's taxonomy places the organism in Eukaryota, Apicomplexa, Aconoidasida, Haemosporida, Plasmodiidae. Bases 1 to 912 code for a protein of 303 amino acids. The transcript is spliced from 3 exons.